GUGCGCAGGCGCGUUCUGUCUGGAGCCGGCAGAAUGCAGAGCUGUUCGUGCCAGCAGCACAGAGAACCUCGACUAGCCACAGCGCAGCGUUACCAUGAACGGCUCCAUCCCGCCGACAGAUACCCAUCCCAACUAUUUCACUUUCACGACCAGCUCUAGAACAGCCUGCGACCCGGAUCAACACUGCCUGACCGCAGAAUGCACGGGGGAAAGAGAGGGCUGGUGGCACCGCAGAACACUUUUUUGGAAAAUAUUGUCAGGCGGUCUAGUGAAACCAGCUUUCUCCUGGGCAAUGCGCAGAUUGUGGAGUGGCCUGUAGUGUACAGUAAUGACGGAUUCUGUAAGCUCUCUGGGUACCACAGGGCCGAAGUCAUGCAGAAGAGCAGCACUUGUAGUUUUAUGUACGGCGAGCUUACUGACAAGAAGACAAUAGAUAAGGUCAGACGGACCUUUGAUAACUAUGAGUCCAAUUGCUUCGAAGUGCUGCUGUACAAGAAGAACAGGACCCCCAUCUGGCUCUACAUGCAGAUAGCGCCCAUCCGGAAUGAGAACGACAAGGUCGUCCUGUUCCUCUGCACCUUCAAGGACAUCACAGUCUUCAAGCAGCCCAUUGAGGAUGAGACCACCAAGGGAUGGACCAAGUUCGCGCGGCUGACGCGGGCACUGACCAACAGCCGCGGCACCCUGCAGCAGCUCACGCCCAUGAACAGGGCGGAGGUCUGCCACAAGCCCUCACGCCUGGCCGAGGCUCUUCAGCUGGGCUCAGACAUCCUGCCCCAGUACAAGCAGGAGGCGCCCAAGACGCCCCCCCACAUCAUUCUGCACUACUGCGCCUUCAAGACCACCUGGGACUGGAUCAUCCUCAUCCUCACCUUCUACACGGCCAUCAUGGUGCCCUACAACGUGUCUUUCAAGACCAGGCAGAACAGCAUCGCCUGGCUGGUGGUAGACAGCGUGGUGGACGUCAUCUUCCUGGUGGACAUCGUACUCAACUUCCACACCACCUUCGUUGGGCCGGGAGGCGAGGUCAUCUCCGACCCCAAGCUGAUCCGCAUGAACUACCUGAAGACCUGGUUCGUCAUUGACCUGCUGUCCUGCCUGCCCUAUGACAUCAUCAAUGCCUUUGAGAAUGUGGACGAGGACUCCAUCUCGGACACCUUGUCUGUCGGGCAUCUGCGUGAGACAGCUAACUCCCCGAGAAACACCACCCGAUCAGAGGACUCAGUGCUCCCGGGUCUCAGCAGCCUCUUCAGCUCUCUGAAAGUGGUGCGGCUGUUGCGUCUGGGUCGGGUCGCCCGCAAGCUGGACCACUACCUGGAGUACGGCGCGGCGGUCCUGGUGCUGCUGGUGUGUGUUUUCGGCCUGGUGGCCCACUGGAUGGCCUGCAUCUGGUACAGCAUCGGAGACUACGAGGUCAUCGACGAGGCCACCAACACCCUCAAGACCGACAGCUGGCUCUACCAGCUGGCCGCCAGCAUCGGGGCGCCCUACCGCUACAACGCUAACGGCUCCGGCCAUUGGGAGGGGGGUCCCAGCAAGGACACUCUCUACAUCUCCUCCCUCUACUUCACCAUGACCAGCCUUACAACCAUCGGCUUUGGCAACAUUGCGCCCACCACUGACGGCGAGAAGAUCUUCUCCGUGGCGAUGAUGAUGGUCGGCUCGCUCCUGUAUGCAACCAUCUUCGGGAAUGUCACCACCAUCUUCCAGCAGAUGUACACCAACACCAACCGCUACCAUGAGAUGCUCAACAAUGUGCGGGACUUCCUCAAGCUCUACCAGGUCCCCAAGGGCUUGAGUGAGAGAGUGAUGGAUUAUAUUGUGUCCACUUGGGCCAUGUCCAAAGGCAUCGACACUGAGAGGGUGCUGUCCUUCUGUCCCAAAGACAUGCGGGCAGACAUCUGCGUCCACCUGAACCGCCAGGUGUUUAACGAGCACCCCGCCUUCCGGCUGGCCAGCGACGGCUGCCUGCGCUCGCUGGCGGUGGAGUUCCAGACCAUCCACUGCGCCCCCGGCGACCUCGUCUUCCACGCCGGCGAGAGUGUGGACACCCUGUGCUUCGUGGUAUCGGGGUCACUGGAGGUCAUCCAGGAUGAUGAAGUCACCGCCAUUCUGGGAAAGGGGGACGUCUUUGGAGAUGUCUUCUGGAAGGAGACGACCUUGGCGCACUCAUGUGCCAACGUGCGUGCGCUCACCUACUGCGACCUGCACAUCAUCAAGAGGGAGGCACUGCUGAAGGUGCUGGAGUUCUACACGGCCUUCGCCAACUCCUUUUCCCGCAACCUCAUCCUCACCUGCAACCUGCGCAAACGGAUCGUCUUCCGGAAGAUUGCGGACGUGAAGAAGGAGGAGGAGGAGCGCCGUCAACAUAAGGACGAGGUGACGCUCUCCAUUCCGGUGGACCAUCCCGUCCGGAAGCUCUUCCAGAAGUUCAAGCAGCAGAAGGAGAUACGGACCCAGGGCCCCGCCCCCUCCAGUCGAUGCCAGGUGCGGUCGGAGCUCCACCACCUCCAGCUCCACCCGUGCUCGCUCCAGCCCAUGCAGAACGGCACGCCCGGCAACGGCGGCAGCAGCGUGGUCACCGUCUCCCAGAACACGCCCAUCCAUAACUCGCUGGCCUACGUGCACACGGGCGAGAGCGCGGAGAGGCCCGCCCAGGACGCGAUGGAGCUCCAGCCCAGCAUGGGCGGCAGAGACCCGAACUGCCUACGGGUCCACAGCCCGUCCCGACUCCGGCCCAGUCCUGGCCACAGCUGGGCCCGGCUCCAGGACGACGCCGCGGCCGGCGCCGCCGAGGAGACGAAGGAGGAGUGGGUGGACGUGUCGCAGGUGGAGUGCGUGGAGCUGCUCUCGGAUGACAGCAAGAGCCAGGAGGAGGGGAUCGGGGGCGGAGUCGGGGGCGGGGUGGAGGGCGGGGACGAGGAGAGCCUCCUGCACAAGACGGACUCCUGCGACAGCGGCAUAACCAAAAGCGACCUGCGGAUAGACGCGGCGGGCGAGGCGCGCAGCCCCCUGGGGGACCCCGGGGCCGCCCCGGCGGGGCCGCGCCCGCCCGCCCUCCACCCCGGCCUGGAGCAGGCGCUCCACGCCACCCUGCAGGACGCCAAGCUGGAGCUCAGGGCCGACAUCCAGACGCUGGGCGGGCGCAUGGCCGCCCUGGAGGCGCAGGUGGCCGAGAUCCUCCGGCUGCUCUCCGAGAAGAGGGCCCCGACCGAGGGCCAGGACCCGCCCCAGACCUCCACGCCCAAAACCAAAACCACGCGGCAGGACAUCUUCACCGUCUCCCGGCCCGUCACGCCCGAGUCUGAGAGACGCGGCGCAGAACAGCUCUGAAGCCGGGGCUCUUCCUUUUGGGUAUCCAUCCCUUUUCUUUCUUCCUUUCUUUAUAUCCUUCAUGUUUCCUUUCUUCUCCCACAGGACAAGACAAGGAAACAAGAAAAAAAAAAGUUUGCGAAAAGACACUGUAUGUUUUUUUUCCCUUGUAAGAUAUCUACCUGCAUGUCCAGCUGGAUUCUGGCCUGCCAAAGAAAUCUACUGACCAUAGUGUUUGCUUGUACAUUAUGCAGUUGACUGCAUGCAAAAAAAUGAUAAUAAUUUUCGAAAGAUUAUUUAUAGAUCUGCACAAUGUUAUCUCUAGGGAUUUGUAUUAUUCUAUUCAUAAAAUUCAGGUUUUGAGCAGGGGCGGUUUCACAGUGCCAGUCUCUUGUGAAUCUUCAGCUUAGCAAGUGCCCUUCCAUGCACUACAAAGAAGAGUUAAGUUAGGAGGGUGCAGGUGUUUCUCUGAACCCAGCUGCAGUGCUGAAACAGAGAGAUUUUCUGAGAUCACACCAUCCUAGUGUAGCAUGCCUGUGAGGAGAAGGAGCUCUCCAUGAACCCUGGCACUGGUGGUCUACAGCAGUCUGAGGGCAUUGAUGAUAGAGCGCGCGUACCGAUGUUUACUUUUCCAGGGCCUUUAGUUAAGUGCCACCCCCCUCUAAUGAGAUAUACAAUACAAAUCAUUAGUCUUUAUGGGGAAGUUGCCAGAUUUUACUUCAGAGCAGUUUUAUCACCGCUCUGUGGCAGAAGGCGCAUCCUUAUAAAAAUCCUCUCUUUUUGUGGGUUUUUUUUUUUUGUGGAGAAGCAGCUUGGACUGUCAAGGUUUGGCCAUUGGGGAGAGCUUCACCAGAGGUGCACAGCCCUGCAUGAACACAGUUUCAGGGUACUGGUUUUCAGGGGACUCUCUAGCUUAAUGUGGCAUCAUGCUCGGUGCAUGCUAUGAAAGUGUUCCAUAUGUGUGAAGCUAAAUAAGAAAACGAUGUUUUGCUGUAACACUGCUGUUCACUUUAAGGGAGGGGGGGGGGGGUUUCUGAGUGUGACACCAGUGCUCUGUAACCAGUGAAUUCAUUCAUCACCUUUCAGUAAAUGGGAUCAAUUUUUUACCGGGGUCAAAAGAAUAGCGGUUAUAAUAUAAAGUACUAUGCCCAUGUAGCGAAUUUUGAUCUAGCAAUGCUGUAUUUUUCUCAAAAGUAAAAGGGGUUCUGACUUCACUUCAGAUUCUUUUAUAUAAGAUCAGUGUAAAUUUAAAUUUGAUUUCUCUGGCCUUUGGGUAAUACGUUGGCAUAAAGGCCAAACAUCUGAGCAACGAUGGGCGUGUUCCUGGUGACGGAGAAAGGGUCAGAAAUGAAUGGGGUUCCAGCAAUGAAGAAAACUAAAUGAACUAUGUGUCAAUCAUUUCUCCCAGUAGGAAAAUAGUUAGCAUCUUCCAUUUCAAUUCACAAAUUUCAAUUGUUAUUCACUUCAUGAACUGAAAAAUUCCAACAAUGUUCCAUAGGUAUUUUUCAGUUAAUUAAUUGCAUUUCAAUACAUUUUUUUGGAUUGCCUGAAUUAAAAUUGAAGUGACCCUAAAUUUGCUAGACUGAAUGAAAGUGCAAGUAAUGGUAUAUUUUAUAUUUAGAAUUAGAUGACUAGUGUUAAAUGAUUUUGUGUCUUUAUGGUGAUAAGCACUGAGUCCUCCAAUUAGUCUCCGCCCCAUUCACCCCACCCCACCCAAAGGAGAAAGUGGAAGUGGAAGCAUGCCAGGCUGCGUGUGUGUGUGUGUGUGUGUGUGUGUGGGGUGGGGGGGCAAUGACCUGAAACAGGAAAUGGGAAAUGUCUGGAAUGCUGACAUACUUGAUUGGCUGUUCAGGAGGAAUUUGGAAGUACCUCAAUAGCUGUUGUUUCUUGAUUAUGGGACUCAAUCCAUGCCAUUGCAAACUAUGCAACCCCUUCAUUUUUCACUGAGUAAUCUGUUGAUGAAGUGGUGCAUUAUGGGUGAAUUAUUCCACUUGUCUUGUUGAACUGAACUUUUGAGUUCACAAGCAGACCAAUCAGAUUGUCAGAUAUAAUGUACAAAUAGUGUGCCGUAUCACCGUUUACAUUUCAUAUACUUCAUGUUUUGUAUUGUUUGUGCACGGAGAACCAGGGCGGUGGCUCCCGGUGCAAUAACUGAUAAUGCUCCCACUGGACAAGUAGAGAAAUAAAAGUCAUUCACAUAUUAACAUGUUUUUUUCCCCCUGGAUUUGCAGCCUUUAUCCUGGCCUCCACAACAAAAUCAAUGUGGAAAUCGCCUUGAGAGUUGCUCUGAGAGAACCUGGUGUAAAAUAUUUCUUUGCACAAACCAGGCAUCCGUAAAUCAAUUUUCAUAAGUUAGGAACCUGAUUUCUGAUUGGUUACAGUAUGUCCAACUGAACAGUUUCCCUGGGGUUCAUUGGCAAAUACCUAUAAUAAAUAUUUCAGGAAGCUUCAAAUGACUUUUGAGCUUUAAUUAUAUAUUCAUUUUAAAUUAUGAUUUUCACAUAAACAUGACGGCACAGUAGGGUGUCCUUUAAAACUGCAUGCAGAAAUCAAAAAUAAUUUUCUCUUCUCCCUCCUCCACUCUCUUUGCCCCCUCUCUUUCACACCCUAUUAGCUAGCGAUUGUAAUAAAGAAAUAUUAAACUGCCCGUUGUCUUACAUAUGUCCGCCUCCCUACCUGUAUGACAGCAUACGUGAUAAAAGCAAAGCCCCCCCCUGCCUCUGCCUUAAUUGAUGGGGAAAGCACCGCUUUCUCUCCCAGUCCCUUGAAUGUACACUGUAGAGCAUGAGACACUGAAAUCACACGUUUCCCUAGAGCAUGCAGACGUACGGAUCGUGUUUGCUAUAGCGCCCCUCCCUCGCCUCCGGCGAUCUACGCUGUACGAGGGGGCAGCGCAUGGAAAGCCAAGGAGGGCUGUCAUCUUUCAGAGCGUGUCAUCACGCAGCCUGAUGCAGCCAGUGGCCAAUCCCUUUCCGGCCUUUUUAUUCAUUAUGUAUUUAUUUAUUUAUUUAUUUAUUUUUUUGUACUGGAAUGUUGCCGUUUUUAUACUUUUUUGAGAAAUGUUUCGAGAACUGCUGUCACUGAAAGUUGAUGUACUGGUCCUGCGGUUACGCAGGACAUGCACAAUAAAAAUUAAUGUUUGAUUGAAAUAAAAACAAAAAUCUGUCAUCCUUCCAUUUUCGCACACUCGAGAUAGCAAUCCCCAUGUAAUGACAGGAGGUCACAUGUUGAUUUUGGUUGUAACCUUCGCUUAAGUCAUAGAUUCCUCCUGAAAUCCACAGCAACGGAAAUGACUUCAAUUAAAAUGCGCUGUACUGAAAGAGAAUGACGAUCAGCAGCCUCUACUGGUUGAGUCUGGACUCAUCCACCUCCUCUGACAGCAGCUCCAGUGUCACAGUUGAACUGGAAAGAAUAACAAUCAUUGCAUAACAAAGAAAGAGAACCACAAAAGCCUUAUGAAUUCAGUAGUCUCCAAACCCUGUAUGGUAAA
Messenger RNA from Anguilla rostrata (American eel), 6802 nucleotides. Its product is annotated as potassium voltage-gated channel subfamily H member 5-like. Gene Ontology annotation, biological process: potassium ion transmembrane transport; regulation of membrane potential. Gene Ontology annotation, molecular function: voltage-gated potassium channel activity. Bases 199 to 3333 code for a protein of 1044 amino acids. The transcript has 12 exons. The record is from RefSeq and is a predicted model, not a curated record. Gene Ontology annotation, cellular component: plasma membrane. Lineage: Eukaryota; Metazoa; Chordata; Actinopteri; Anguilliformes; Anguillidae.